Molecule: messenger RNA, 1446 nt
Organism: Ficedula albicollis (Collared flycatcher)
Lineage: Eukaryota; Metazoa; Chordata; Aves; Passeriformes; Muscicapidae
Exons: 8
Coding region: 736-1446 (236 amino acids)
Biological process (GO): protein monoubiquitination; protein polyubiquitination
Molecular function (GO): ubiquitin protein ligase activity
Source: RefSeq, a predicted model, not a curated record
ACGCGCCUUACACGUAUGACCACGGUCACCACAUGCCACCCUAUAACAGGCAACUGUCCACCCCUUUGUGAACGGCAAAAAUCAGAGUAUAAAAGAAGGGGGGUGUUGGUGGCAAAAGGGGGAGAAGGGCGACAUCUCUGCUCUCUUGGGAUCAGUCCACGAAUCUUGUCUCUUCUCUUCUCCUGAAGGGCCACCUUUGGGAACCAAGUUGUAUCCAGAAGAAAGAAAAUUCCUGUAGAAGGGCAUUUCUGAGACUAAGGAGUCCUCUCUCUUACAGAAUUCAGGCACCAAGAUAUGAUGAUGAAGAUCUUGGGACCCAAAUAGCCGGGUGCUGGAGUUCAACACACUGGAGAACAGUCUGACUUCUGCUGUGUUGCCAUAUUCUGAACCCUCCUUUGAGCAAUAUGAGUUUGCUGUAGUUCUGGAACCUCCAUGGGAACUGUCUAGAACUCUUGUGAAUUUUUGCUCUUUUUGUUUUUCUCCUUUCUUAGGUGCUUCCCUCCCCUCAAGGACUGGUCAUCACACUGACGUGCCCACCCAGCAUAAACCAACUGCUCUUACUGGGGUACUGUACUUUAUACCUCCGGUUUAGCCUGAAACUUUAAAAUUACUGCUGUUUUGAAGAGUGGACCUGCCAUUAGUUCCAGCUAUCCGGAAAAGCUUUUCGCGUGCGACACCAGCGAGGGCGAGCAGCUCCCGUUCCUCAGCCGUCCCCAGCCUGCCUCCACUGCCAGCAUGGCCACGGGCGCAGACUGGAACUGCCCGAUCUGCCGCGAAGCCUCCAGCAACAUUGCCUACGUGGGCAACUGCCUGCACCAGUUCUGCCACAGCUGCAUCGUGCGCUGGGCCAGAAAGAACCCGUCGUGCCCGCUGUGCCGGCGGACGGUGCACACCAUCAUCUACCCAGCGGGGCCCGACCACGAUUUCGUGCAGACGGCUGUGCCGCGGCUCCCGGAGCCGCAGAACGCCGGCCCGCGGGACGAGCCGAGGGCCGCGGAGCCGCAGCCUCAGGGCUACGUGGCGGGGCUCUCUCCAGAGACCUGGGCGCUUUGCUUCCGCACCCACGCCGAGAUCCUGCGGCCGGUGGAGCUGUGGCUGGACCAGGUGCUGUUCGGGGCCUGCUGGUGGGACGUGGUCUUCGCGCAGGGCAGGAUCGUGGCCAGCCUGUGCCGCUACGGGCUGCACGAGGAGGCCUUGACGCGGGAGCUGCAGCCCUUCCUGCGGGAGCAGACGCUCAGCUUCGUGAGGCGGCUCAUCGAGGUGGUGUCCGAGCAGUGCAGCGAGUUGGCGGGGAGCAGCAGCAGCCUGGCCGAGAGUGAGGUAAGGGACGAGGCGGAGAAGUCCCUCAAUGGCUCAUCGCUUAGGGGUGUUACCUUGUUCAAUGGUGGUGGGGAGUUGACAGCAGGAAAGGCAGAGGCAGUUCCUGAUAGCGGAUGGUCUCGCUAG